UUUCGUCGUGGCUAUUAAGGCACAUCCGAUUGAUGAUUAGAUCCGAUUGAUGAUUAGUAAGGUCAUAAUCAGACGAUGGCGAUGGAACUUCCGUUUGAUUUGGUGGAGGAGAUACUCUCGUGGGUUCCAUCUAAAUCUCUUGAACGAUUCAGAUGCACUUGCAAGCAGUGGGAAACCCUAAUCUCAGAGCCGAGAUUCAUCAACAAGCACUUGUCUAACAUGCGUGGCCGUGAGGAACAAUUCACAGUCUUCAACGACGUUACCCUAGUUUCUCAUUUUACGGACUCAUCGACAGUUUCUUGUGUUUGUGUAGGCAUUGACUUUGAUGACCUCAACGAACCCCGUUUGAAUAUGCAUGAUUUUGAACCUCUUCUAUCUUCGAGUUUAUUGGUGAAGAACAUGUAUCAUUGUGAUGGUCUAUUGCUAUAUGUCAUGAGAACACAUCUUUUGGUUCUGAAUCCGUUGUUGAAACAAGGAAGAUGGAUCAAAUGUGGCAAAGCGGACCACUCCUUGGAUGCUUAUGGUCUUGGAUACAUUAGUAGUAACCAACCAUCAUGUGGUAAUGAUUAUAAGAUGGUUAGGUUUCGUUGUGGCAGGUCCAAAGAUUCAAGUAUCAAAGUAUACGUAUACGAAUUAAAAUCUGAUUAUUGGAAGGUUUUUGAUAACAUCUUUGAUGGGUUCUUAGAAUGGCCAGAGUCGAACGUGUGCUUGAGAGGAACACCUUAUUGGAUAGGUUAUGUAAAGGGUAGAACAUGUAAGACGAUAGAGAGUUUCGAUUUCUCCAAGGAGAGAUUUGAGACCUUGUUUCUUCCUCCUUCAGCCAUUGGAUCAUCUAGGCUGGAUAACUCUCUUUCCUUGGGAGUUUUCAGAGGAGAUAAACUUUCUAUAUUACAUGAAUCCCGCGUGACAGGUAAGAUACAGUUAUGGGUGAUGAAGAAGCAUUGGAGCAAGCUUAUGACAAUUUCUACACCUGAAUCCUCGAUGUUUCCUAGAUAUUCAAGUUAUUUCAUUGAGAAAAAUGGCAAGCUUGUGCUAUCUAUUCGUGGCAUAAAUUAUAUUAAAGUUUACAUUGCGGGAAAGGAUGAUGAGUGCCAAAACGUUGAAAAUCUUUGUAUGGAUCAUUUAACUAGUGGUUCUGGUUGCUACUAUAUUCCAAGCUUGGUUCCGGUUCCAGGUUUUGAUGAUGAGGCAAAAAGAAGGUCAGGUUUUGUUUUGAAAAAAGAGAUUUAUGACAAUGGUUUAGGGUUUAAGGCGCAAGAAUUGAGUUAACUUGUUUGUGUUUCAAAUUUCUUAUCUUGUGACUUCGUUUUUUUCUCAUUAGCAAAAUAUGUUAUUUGACAAGCAUUCCGUUUACAUCGAGACUACUUUCUCUGAGUGUCUAGU
This is a messenger RNA of Raphanus sativus (radish), 1383 nucleotides long. Its product is annotated as putative F-box/LRR-repeat/kelch-repeat protein At1g11620. The transcript has a single exon. NCBI's taxonomy places the organism in Eukaryota, Viridiplantae, Streptophyta, Magnoliopsida, Brassicales, Brassicaceae. Bases 76 to 1269 code for a protein of 397 amino acids. The record is from RefSeq and is a predicted model, not a curated record. Gene Ontology annotation, molecular function: protein binding.